Molecule: messenger RNA, 834 nt
Organism: Plasmodium fragile
Lineage: Eukaryota; Apicomplexa; Aconoidasida; Haemosporida; Plasmodiidae
Product: tRNA (guanine-N(7)-)-methyltransferase
Exons: 1
Coding region: 1-834 (277 amino acids)
Biological process (GO): RNA (guanine-N7)-methylation; tRNA methylation
Cellular component (GO): tRNA methyltransferase complex
Molecular function (GO): tRNA (guanine(46)-N7)-methyltransferase activity
Source: RefSeq, a predicted model, not a curated record
AUGAAGAAGCACAAAGUGCCAUGUAAAAAGUUUUACAGACAGAGGGCCCACUGCAACCCCCUCUCGGACAGCUACAUAAGGUACCCGGUAAACUGCAGCUACGUGGACUGGCGCGUUCACUACCCCCAUUUGCCCUCCGAGGGGUGCGACACACAAGGGGACACGAUCAAUAGUGUAGAAGCGAAGGAUACCACCGACGAGCACUCCCCGGUCCUCCAGCUAAACACGAAUAAGUACCCCAUCGACUACAACCAAAGUCCUCUCACAUAUACACCCCACGCAGAGGUAACCAUCCUAGACAUCGGAUGUGGGUAUGGAGGACUGCUAUUCGAGCUGAGCAAAAUUUUCCCUGAUAAGCUUAUCCUAGGCAUGGAAAUAAGGGACAAAAUUACCAACUACGUAGGGGAAAAAAUUCACUCGUACAGAAAAAACUAUUCCCCUCAUUACAAAAACAUUUCAGUCAUUAGGACAAAUGCGAUGAAGUUUUUACCCAAUUAUAUAAAAAAAAAUCAGAUUGAAAAAUUAUUUUUUUGUUUUCCUGAUCCACAUUUUAAAAAACAAAACUGGAGGAGAAGGACAAUCACUGUGGAAAAUCUCUCCCUGUACUACUACCUACUAAAGACAGGUGGCUUAAUUUAUUUCAUCACCGAUGUAUACACACUGUACUUGUGGGUCAAGUUCUGUUUUAGCAAGUACCCCAGCUUUCGCCUACUUAGCCCAGAGGAGUGCCAGGACGAUAUUUGUGUGCAACUCAUACAUAAGAGCUCGGAGGAGUCCAAGCGCGUGCGAAAAAAUCAGCAAGCCAUGUACUUUUGCGUCGCGCAGAAGGAGUAA